Molecule: messenger RNA, 6444 nt
Organism: Monopterus albus (swamp eel)
Lineage: Eukaryota; Metazoa; Chordata; Actinopteri; Synbranchiformes; Synbranchidae
Gene: insyn1
Product: inhibitory synaptic factor 1
Exons: 3
Coding region: 2785-3774 (329 amino acids)
Biological process (GO): inhibitory postsynaptic potential
Cellular component (GO): postsynaptic density
Source: RefSeq, a predicted model, not a curated record
GGACUGCAUAUAAUAUGAAGCAUUUCUUUAUUAUAUUUUGUAAAAGCCAGGGUCAACCAGUUAUUAAUCAAAAAACAUGCAAAAGAAAAUUUUAUAUGCUACAGAAUAUUACCCCAAUUAACUUUACAGCAUCGGCAUAAAUAACUGAGAUCCUAAUAGUAGAAACCACAGAGGACCCCAGAACAAAUUUAUCUCCAUGAAAGCUCCACCUAAACCGAUUCCACUUUGCAUUGCUCUUUACAAUUAUGCUAAGGAAUGCAUAGAGCCUCUGGCUGUUCACUAGAGUCAUCUGCCAAAACCUUCUGGUAAAUGGAAUGCAUUACUCAAGAAGUUGUCAUUAUGAAUUUGAUUUACUGUUACAUUAUCCCCUUUAGAAAACUAAUUUUAUAUUAGGGUAACUGCGUCUGGCGGGGUUAUACAGGGCUGUGUCUCGUGUUGAAAAAAAAAAAUCCUGAUGAAGAAGACGAGGUAGAGAAAAAGUCAUGUUCACCCGCCCUCACUAUUUCUGUCUCUCAGUCAGAUGAGGUCAUCAAACACCAACCUGCUUUGUAUAUUAACAGUGUAACAGCCCAGGAUUGUGGGACACUCCGUCCCUAGAGACUUGCUUGGCUGGUGGCAGAGGAAGACAUCAAUUUGAUUUAAGAGAGCGAUAACACCCCUGAUACAACUGUGACAAAACCUAGAUAGGUAGCAUGAGAGGAGAUAGUGAGGGAGUGUAGACACCAGCAGAGAGGAGAAGUAAGGAGAGGAGGCACUGUGCCUUUAAAACACAAAGCUCCUCCUCCACAGAGCCGAGCAGAACAGCCGAGUGGGGCUGGUAGGAGCCUGACCCCCAUGAUAAACUCUGGCAUCAGCUUCCCUUCAUCCGGCAGUCAGCGAGGACACAGUGAGGGCACAGGGGCAGAGAGAUGGGGUUGGAGAAAGAGAAAGAGUGACAGAAAGGGAGGAGAGAGAGAUAAAACCAGGCAGAUAUAGAGGAAGAGGCUUGUCAUAAGAAUCACACAGCUCCUUUUUCACAGCAGUAGCUCAGCCACUCUGUCUCCUGCUUCCUGAUGCAGGUGAAUGCUGACAGGGGAUGACGGCUGGUGUGGCUUCGGAAGCGCAGUUGUCUGAGUGAUGGUAUCCGCCGUGGCUGUAUCACAAUUCGAAGCAGGAGCUCUCCUCGCUGCUCUGAUUCUUAGUCAUCUUCAUUCUUCUCUCUCCCUUCUCCAAGUGCUAUCAGGGCCAUUCAUUGUUCCCACCUCAUGCCUCCUGCCUCCUCCUCCUCCACAGCUUCAUCCUCCACUUCUACUCCUCCUCUGAUGAGCCACAGUCUCAGAGUGAAAUAACCCUGCUGAGAGAAGCUUCUCUCUCUGUCAAGACAGUGCCAUGUGUGAUUGGCCAGUGCACCCCAUGGCUGUGGCAUCACCCUGGAUUUGGCCAGAAGCUGCUCAUUCUCUGGGGCUCCUCUGGGAAGCUUUCAUGGGAUUUAUCUUGUCCUGCGGGGUGGCACGUACCUCCCUGCCUCUCUGAAAAGGGUCCACUGAGAAAACCUACACUACAUGGAUAACAAGUAAAAUAAUUAUCAAAUCACAGCACAAGGAGGCAGACCAGGUUCCCCUAGCAACAACUGAAGGAAAGAAGAGAAUCCCUUUUCUCUUUCUGCUCCCUUGGUUUUUGGGCACACCCCUGUGGACAGCUGUGGGUCAGUGUUUUGUGAGAAGACGUGGAGAGUGCUGCUGCAUAAGACAAGCUGCCACCCAAAUUCACAGGGGUAGGUACUUGUUUGCCUUCCAGCCCCCUUGUAACUGUGUCUCAUCAACACCAUGAUUGUUUUUUUUCUCCACAAAUUCUCAUCACCAUCAUUAAGUUUUGCUGGCUUAGAAAUCAGUUCGUUGUGAUCUCACACCACCUGGAAUAAGCCCUGAUUUUGCGGGUAGACUGGAUACACUGUGCAAAGACUCACACCUACUUUGCUGCAUUUCAUGGACAAGUCAUCACCUGUAAAGAAAAUGGAAAAUCAAAGUUUAUUUUGAUGUGAGUUUCUUUUGAGAAUUUUAUUUUUACUGGAGAAGAAACAACACACUGCACAGAGGAAUAUCCCCUUCUAAAACAGGAGCUGUCCUUUCCCUCAUUAAAGACAGUAGGCCUGUAUGAGAGACUAUAUUUUGAAGGCAAGUCUUAUCCCCACCGGUCUCCAGUAAUGUAGAACAAAAUAAUUUUGAAAAUUGAGCCACUGCUGGGAAUUCUAUUUUUCUAUUUAUGUUAUAUAGCUUACUCUGUAAAAGAGUACUGCUUUCACUUUUGUAUGUUGGUCUUUAUGUCACUGUGUUUCCCAAGUGAAAAAGACUGUACAGGACAAGUGAACGAAGGGAAAAGUCCCAUGCCUGUAUAGGCAGGCGUUUUAAAUAGCAGCUCCUCUGGAACAGUUUCAAACAUACACAGUGACACAUGAAAUGAGCUGGCUCAACGUGAUUAUGUAAGAGUUUCAUACCAGCUUUAGCCUGUGUAUUUUGCCUCUUCGUUUUUUAUGGAUUUACUGCAUUUGCUCAUUUCCUCCUCAUUUUUGGAAGCAUCUACCAGAAGGCAUGGAUGUCAGAGUGUGACUCUGUGCCGAUUGAGCGGGCGAGGCAAGGUGUUUUGGCUGCCCAGGUGCUUUUAAGAUGUUGAGGUCUCCCUGCGUGGCCGGGGCCCCUGUUCGGAUCAGUAGCACUGCGGCUCCUUGUAGCCAAAGACAUGGACCCCGACUCGGCUCCCCCACGCCCUCAGCCUGUUGGCCACUGGCCCCACAUCACCCUGUGAAGGAUGUCCCUCAGCAGAGCUCCGGCCCAGGACACCUCUGAGACCCCCAGCCCGAGAGAACGUAUCCGCAGCCACAUGAAGAUGGUGAUUGACCAGCUAGAAGGCAUUCUCAAAGAGCUCAAGGAUGUGGCCAAGGAACUCCGGGAGGUGGUGGGUGAGAUCGAUAAACUAACAUCCGACUUUGACUUUGACCUGGAGCCAGAUGACUGGACAGUGGCCACAGCCAGCAGCACAUCCAGUAGUGAGCGGGGCUUGGGAGAGGCCUUCAGGCUGGACUUCCUCAAUGCAGAUGUGCUUUCAGAUAGCUGGGAGUUCUGCAGCUACCUGGAGGCAGCUGGCGCAGCUGCCCGCAGAUCUGGUGAGCAGCCAGGAGAUCUACGAUCACAGCUGGGCCGCGGGACAAUCCCUACCCAGACGCAGACCCCCACCCCGCCCCCCACCACUGCCUCCGUCUACUCCCAGAUGAAUGGUGGGCUGCCUAUUCCCAAUGGGCCCCGUAUUAUUACUCCAGAUUCAUCCAGCGAAGAGGCCAGCAGCUCCACGCACAGCCACAAGACUUCCCGUACCUCUGGCACAAGAGAAAGAGUGCGCUUCAGUGACAAAAUUCUGUACCAUGCAUUGUGCUGUGAUGACGAUGAGGAGGAGGAGGAAGAGGAGGAGGAAGAGGAGGAGGAGCAAGAGGAAUUGCAGGAGGACAAGAGUGGCUGUGCUACACCAGACAGCGAUACUGAAUCAAGUCUUCUGGCCAGCUCAAUCACACCCAAAUGUUCUUCCUCUGAGCACUCACUCCUCCAUAACUGUCUGGACCCUUCUUACAUCUCCUCACCAGUGAAGGGGUUGACAGGAGGUCACACACUACCCAGGAAAGGUCUCUUAAACCCCGGCUGCCGCAAAAAACUGUUACGAAAUAGCAGCACACAAACUGUCUCUGACAAGAGCACCCAAACUGUACUGCCCUAUAUUCCAGCCAAACAGAAAACAAAGGACCACUGAAAAAGCCCUAAGUUUAUCAUAAAUUUCAUGAAGAGAACUGUGCAUUAUUUAAUAUUAAAUACAUAGCUCAUAGAUUAAUACACAAAUAAAUUAAUUACUAAAUAAAUAAAUGAUAUAUGGGAAAAUCACUCGACUACCUAAAGUCAUUCUGAGGCUCAGGGAAACACAAUGACAUGAAGCAAAGCAGAUCAUUAAAAUGAAAGUUAGUGGUCGACCAAAAGGUUAGUGCCUGUUAAAAUAUACAAAUAUGAAUUGGUUCCAUAUUUGUAAUAAUUUGAAACACUGACAAGGAUUACAAAAGCAAUCAUUUUUACUGGAAAAUUGUAAGUGUUCAAAUUUAGAAGUGGAGUAUGAAGAAUAUGAAGAGGUCCCUUCACCUGUUCAUACAAUAGUAUAAGUCACAAAAAAAGGAAGAAAAUGCUUGUUUAUUUGUGUGGAUACAAAACAAUGCACAUUCUGUAUUCUGAAUCUGUAUAAACAUUGUCUUUUUUUCAUGUUCCAGUUAUUUCAAAUGCCAAGCGGAUUAUUGCUUUCAGCUGAGAAAUGUAUCUAGAUCGACAUGUCAAGCCUCUUCAACAGAGCUUUGAGCAGAGCCAGAAAACACUAUUUACCUGCACUUGAUUUUAUAAAUCUUCUAAAUAUGAUCUCUUCUCGGUCUGCUGCAAAGGCUGGAACAGAAGAGCGGAAGGCAUAAAAACACAUACAUAAAGUAAGUUGAGAAUGUGCUGUCUACAAAAGUGACAAUUUCCAAUUUUUCUCUUCCUCCGUGCUUAGUGACAUCAUUAAGCUUAGGAUCUGAGUUAAAGACUAGUUCACUAAAAAGUGCUAAAGGUUUUGUCAUUCCAUUCUGUCACCCAGUGGGGAGCUGAAUUCAGCAGAACAGCAUUUUAUUCACAGGGCUAAUGCCAAUAGCCGUUCCUGAUCAAUAUGUUAGAGGGAGGCUGCAGUGAGAUGUUGCUCUGCUGAGCAUGCAUGCCACUCUCCUGGGGAUCUUUGAACAAAAACUCACAGUCAGACCUAUUUACUUACACUGAGUGCAAGAAAAAUUAGAACUGUGGCCUUAAAGAACUGACAUUUCAAAAAAUGUGUGUCCAGGAGUGAAAGCUGAUGGUGGAAAAAGAGUGUGUUCCUGUUCAAAGAUUUUUUUUUAACCAAGCAAUAAUCUACCCUGGGGAAUGGCUUUGUUAGUCUACUCCCCUGGUCCCUUCAUCCUUACUUUCCUAAUAGUGUGUUUUCCAGUAAAAUGCAUGAAGCUGGCCUUUGUGCCUCUGAUCACCUAGUGUGACCUUAACCUUCCCCAGUAGGGUGAAAUGGUCGAAACAACUUAUUUAUUCACACAGAAAGAUACUCUUUCUCUACUCUACAAACAUAUGUGCUUCCUUGCUUGGUAAGGGAGUUUGAUGAAUUAGUUGAUGUGAUGCAACGGUGAAGCAGAUACAACGGCUGAACACUGAAAUGUUCUGACAUCCAUAUCUCCACACAUGCACAAGCUAGGCGUUUUAACCAUCAUGUUUUAACCUACAAAUCAUAGGCUUUUUGUUGCUGGAAGUACUUUUUAUGUAAUUGUCUUUCUUUUUAUUGCAACCAACAAGUCAACAUAUUGGUCAGCAUACAGUAUUUUACCAAAUUUGUGUAGAAAAGCCAGGUUCAGUCAACAGAAACGUUCUCAGAUGACCUACAACUGGUCAAAGCAAUUUAUUGGGAUCAACAACCAUAACUUUAUUAGUAUAAUUCAUGCUAUUGUAUCCCAGCAUAUACUGAAAGAUAUCCACUUACAGCAUUAUAAGGUAACAUUUUAAAAACCAUUUAAAUCUCACUGUGGUGCACUUGUAGGUUUUACAGUUUUGACAGACUGACAAAGGCAAUCAUAGCUGCUAAGCUAAAAUAAGCUUUGGUAUUGAACAAAUUGCAAAUUUUAGUGAUUUUCUCAUGUCAGCAUUGCUAGCCUGGAUAAACUUUUUCAGUGAUUCUCCACUUCAGUCAUGCUCUGGAAUGUGCCCGGUCAUCUACUACAGCACUAUAUAUUAUUAGGUGUCCUGGAGAAUCCAUUCCAGCCCACCCCUUUGUUGUUGUUUGUGCAUGUAUAACAGUUAUUGCAAAGUGCACUGCUUAGGGGAAUUACAGCUGUGCUGUUUAGGCAGCAUCAAAUCUCAAGAGCCCAAUAUAAGGAAGCAGAGUGAGCACUUUUACACCAGGCAGCCUGGUAUAAGUUGCACAAGCAUCAAUUAGCCUGAAGUUGAUGUGCUAUACAUGGAUUUAGCAGAGGUAAUUUGGUGAUAUUUAUUUUGUUCUAGUUUUUGUAACAUUUUAUUUUGUCUUGCUCUGGCCCAGUUAAUUCCAUAUACAGUACCUAUGAAGAAAAUGGCACUGAAGAAAGAUCAAUGGCUCACUCCCCAAAGCACUGGCUGCCAUUUUCCUACUAGUCUGGGGUCCAACAGGUCAUCAUAGCCAUUAGUGUAAACAAAUAAAGCUAUAUGGCCACAAAAACAAAGCAUAAAUUACAAGAAAACAAACUAAGUCCUUAUGUGAUGUCUAUAUACCCAGUAGACAUUUCAAUGUGAAAUGUUGUUUUUUGUUGUUGUUGUUGUCGUUCCUUUUCUAGUCUAAAGAUUUUAUGUCAUAUUUGUGCAUGAAGUCACCUCUCCAAAGGGAGGCGACAGUGGUGCGGUG